ACCUGUGGUCUGGCUUCCACACAUCAAGCUUAGCUAUCUAUCUGCUUCAUGUGGGAAGCGACUAGGAAUUGGGAGUAAACAAAGAUCACUCCAACUACCAUGGCUCAGCCCCAAGGGAAACUGGUGGACACAAUCAGGAGGCCAUUCACAGCAGCUUCAACGUUUCAUCGAUCAGCAACAAGGCAUCUCCAGCCACUGGCCAUGUUGGCUCAGAGGAACGGCAUUAGCAGGAGGGGCCUUCUCACUUUCCUCACCUCCACUGCAGCCAUACCUGAGGCUGGUGAAUCAAGAAAGGCUCUACUGCAAGAGUAUCUGAAGAAAUCAAAGGAAAACAAAGAAAAGAACGACAAAGAGAGGCUAGACGACUACUACAAGAGGAAUUACAGGGAUUACUUUGGUCUGAUCGAGGGCCCUGCAAGACAGAAGAAUGAAGAUGAGCUUACAGAGUCGGAGAAAGGAAUUCUCGAAUGGCUUGACAAGAACAAAUAGUCAGAAGCUCAGGAUAAUAUGCAUGCCUAAAUUCUGGAAGGUUUUCUUACAGUUAUUGCUUUAGUUAUGCAGUCUUGUGCUGCUUAUCUGAGAGGCAUGCUUUCUUGAAGGUCAUCCUUUGUAGUGCCGGUACUCUGGCAGUAAUGUUGUAAUUACAAGUGUGUUCAUAGACAAAGUAUAAAAAAUGCUGAACGAUCUCAACAUAAUAGUUCACAAUCAGAGAGGCGAAGACAGAUAUUUUAUA
This is a messenger RNA of Oryza sativa Japonica Group (Japanese rice), 733 nucleotides long. RefSeq lists its product as uncharacterized. Gene Ontology annotation, cellular component: photosystem I. Gene Ontology annotation, biological process: photosynthesis. NCBI's taxonomy places the organism in Eukaryota, Viridiplantae, Streptophyta, Magnoliopsida, Poales, Poaceae. The record is from RefSeq and is a predicted model, not a curated record.